Molecule: messenger RNA, 567 nt
Organism: Sinocyclocheilus anshuiensis
Lineage: Eukaryota; Metazoa; Chordata; Actinopteri; Cypriniformes; Cyprinidae
Product: cysteine and glycine-rich protein 3-like
Exons: 5
Biological process (GO): muscle tissue development; cardiac muscle contraction; sarcomere organization
Cellular component (GO): nucleus; cytoplasm; Z disc
Molecular function (GO): structural constituent of muscle; actinin binding
Source: RefSeq, a predicted model, not a curated record
UGCUUCAUCUGCAUGGCUUGUCGUAAAGGUUUGGACAGCACUACAGUUGCAGCACAUGAGUCUGAAAUUGACUGCAAAUCCAGCUACGGCAAGAAAUAUGGUCCAAAAGGUUAUGGGUACGGCCUGGGCGCCGGAGCGUUGAGUUCUGACCCCGUCAAUAAUGAAGAACUUCAGCCUCAGGAGCCCAAAGCUCCCCGUCCUGCAUCUGCUAACUCAAACCCAAACAGGUUUGCACAGAAGUUUGGGAGUACAGAUCGCUGUCCUCGCUGCUCUAAAGCGGUUUAUGCAGCAGAGAAAGUCAUGGGCGCUGGAAAGCCCUGGCACAAAACCUGCUUCCGCUGUUUAUUGUGUGGGAAGAGCCUGGAAUCCACCACGGUGACAGAUAAAGAUGGAGAGCUCUAUUGUAAAGUUUGCUAUGCCAAAAACUUCGGUCCAAAGGGGCGUGGCCUGGGGAACCUGGGUGUGGUCGAGGAGAAUGAUUGACAAGUUUAGUCCAACCCAAUGCAGCUGCUAUUUCACUGCACACAACAUCGGUUAAGGCUAGAAGGGAUAUGCAUGGCGCUACUG